GUUGCCAUCCGUGACUUUUUGCUUUGAUUCUCUUGUUUGACAUGGAUUUAUGACCCCUUUUUUGUCCUGUCUCACCGGCUUUUAAUGCUAUAACCGAAACCAUACUCUCAUAGUUGAAUGAGGAAAGAUAAACUGGAGAAUGACAUCCUAUUCGUCUGGUACAAGGAGUGUAAGAGCACCUUUUGGUCGCUCAAAAGCCAAAAGUCAUGACAGUCAUUCCGGUCAGACUGGUGGCUCUGGUAAUAUCAUCAUAAACACUCACAGUGCACGACCAGAUUUUGGUGCCAAUAUCAGAGUGCGUCCGUCUAGUGCUGACGACAAUGAAAACUGUGCUUCGAGACAAAAUGGUACAGCAGGAAGCCACGACCAUGUUCUGCUGGCGCGGAGAGAGAAAGCGAACCGAUCAACAGGGUCGCUGACCCCUCGAUCAAGAGGCCGGCCAAAGGGAGAGAAUGAGCCGGACCCAUUCUUGUCCGUUGACAGUGUACCAGAAGGAAAAGCCACAGAAGUCAUGACACAGGCAUGGCCAGAACGACCAAAGAAGAGAAAGAUGGUUGCCGUCGAAAUGCUCCCUGAGACAACAAGGUCAGCUGACCGAAGAAGUCUCAAGUCUCCUGGGGCGAUGAAUAAAUCUACUCAGUCCCUGAACAGAUCUCGUGGCGCAUCACCAGAUCGUAACUUUCGCUCACCAAGUCCAACUCGACCCAUGUACGUUUCACCAAACAAAGAGAAGAAAACAAAUCAUCACAUUCGAGCACCGUUCAAACAUUCUGUCAACAAGCCACCUAUGGAGCCUGUGCACCCCGACCCCGCUGAAGAAAUGAAAGAACGCACAGCCCUUGCCACCUAUCAGCUUUCCAUGGUCAUUGGGCGAGAGAAUACUCCUGAGCAGAGGAAACCCACAGGUCAUCUCUGGAAGGGUCGGCUGCAGCCACUAUAUCCCGUCACAGUAGAGGGACCGUCGAUAUAUCAAUGUCAGGGCAUACAGCCAGAACCAAGGAGACCUUACAUUGUCGGGGUUCCAAGUCACACAGUCCAAAGACGACAACAGAUCAUGGCGACUUACCCUGAUCUUCCACCGUAUGGCGAACGGCCUCAGACGGUCGAGUCUGUCCAUAACACGUCACGAGCUUCCAGUAUGGCAGAGAACCAAGACCAAGAAUUGAUACUGCAAAUGCAAGGGGAGACACUCAUUGACCAGCCUCAAGAGACAUACUAUGGUGACCAGUAUGACCCUGACCAGAUGAUAGUCGAUGAUGAACUGGCAAUGGAUGAGGACAUAGAAAUAGCAGCAGUCACCGGCACUCCAAGCCAAGUACCGUUCGAUGCAUUCCGAGGGGAGCAAGGUAGAAACAACCGGCCAGGAAGUGGGGGUUCGGACAAGGAGAACUUGGACCAUAGCGAGGUUAUCACAGCAACACCCCCAAAGAUUACCCCUAUUGGUCCUGUCCGAUGUCUUAGGCAGGAUGAGCACCGACCACAGACUGCACCAGAAGAUGGGAGAAAGUCUGUACGAUUUGCUGAUCCACCUUCCUCCUACAACACGACAGAUAUUAAAAAUCGGUCAAAGUCGGCAGGGGUUGUGUUGGGAGGAGUGAGGGUGAGACAAGAAGUAGGUGUGUUGCCCUCAGUUCAAAGUCCUCGAGCCCAGACAUCAUUGUCAGGUGCAUCCAGUGCUUCAGGUCUCCACGCACCAAAAUCCCCUCCGCAGAGUAUCCAUGAUACAACACAGCUGCCAGCUGGUCCUAAUGUCAGGAGAGCUGAUAUAACGCAAUCUCAGAUGCAGUAUUCUCCAGUACCACCUCCUCCAAGGGUGCCAGGGUCAGAAGUCAAGGUCAGGACACCACGACUUGGUGCACCUGUGUCCCCCAUUCCACCAAUUGGAACCAAAGUGCCUUCUCCUCCGACAAGCCCAGUAGUUGAUAAGGAACCCCUGGAGCCAUCUGCUGUGACUGAAGAUGAAUUGGAUCCUGAGGUCUUGAUGUUGCAGAAGUGGGCCGAUGAUAGAGAGGCAGAUGAGGGAGAUGCAGAUGAGGGUGGUAAUGGCGGUACAGUUACGACGUUAGAAGUAGAAGUGCCAAGACUCCAUAGACGUUGUAUUGAUAAAGAAGAGCCUGAGGUGGAUGAAGAGGUGGAUGAGUACCGCACUCGGCAUGAUAUUCCUGCAGAUGAGUUUUUGAUAGAAACAGACAUUCCUGCAGACGAUAACAAGCAAGAAAAGUCAGAAGAUGUGGAGAUUGAGGGUGAGGAACCUGUGGCUUUGGUAUUGCAGGAGAUGCCACCCGAAAAGCGUUGCAUGGCGGCCAUGUAUGAAGAAGUAGCAGAGAUUGAUGAGGAGUUAGAAGAAUACUAUAAACAGGAAAAAGAAUUGACUUUGCCUCUAGAAGAUGCAGUUCCAGUGGAACCCGUACCUCUGGAACCUAUUAUAUCUGUUGAUGGCCAAGUUCAGGCUGAGGCUGAUAGCAAUGAAGUUGAGGCUGUGAUGGGCCCUGAAGAACCAGCUGCUGUCGAAGAGGACCCUGCUGAUGAAGCAGCGACAACUUCUGAGGAACAGGUGGUUGAAGAGAUACAGGCUCCUGCUGACGAGGCUGAUCGUGGUGGCGUUGAGGCAGUCUUGGGAGGACAUGCAGCAGCUGAAGAGGAGCAAAUACCCACCGACCAAGGUCCUGGUUUCGAACAGGUAGAGAAGCAGAAUCAAACAGAUGAUGCAGAAGUUAAUAAUGUGGAUGCAGUGGUCAAAGAAGAGGAUGCUGAAUUUGAUACCACUGAAGUCGAGGCGCUUUUAGAAAGGCUGGAAGGUCCUGGUGGCGAACCCGAACCAGUCUCUGAAGAAGCUGCGGAAGUCGAAGAAUCGGUCAUCAUAGCAGAGGAGGCCACUCUCCUCAUAGGUGAGAGAUCUGUUGAGGAAGUAUAUGCUGAACAAGAGGCACAAUCUGUUGCACCUGACGUGGGAGAUGAGCCCACACCUGUUGAGCAGAUGACAGAAGACGAUGCUGAGCAGAUGUCAGGUGAUAGUGCUGAAGCUGAACCAGAAGAGGCAAUACCUGAAGUAGCUCCUGUAGGAGAGAAGCCAGCAGAGAAAGAACUCUCUGAAGGUCCUGAAGUAACAGAGUCACCUAUUGUUGCAGAAGAAGCACAGAUGUUGGGUAUUCGUGCCAAGAUAACAGAUGAACCAGAAUCGGUUGAUGGUUCAUCUGUUGGGGGGCCUGUUAUUGAAAAAGUUGGCAAGGAAGCUGAAACAGACCCUACACAGGAACAGGGAGAUGUUACUAUACCUGCUGAAGAUGCGGUAGAAAAAGAAACUGCUCCAGCAGAGAAAGACACAAGGGAUAAUGAUGUUGAAGAAAGUACUGAACAAGAAGACGUUGAAAAAGCAGAUGAUGCUGAAGCUGAAGUUGUGGUGACCAAGGAAGAGACUACAGAUAUCCCUGGAGAACAUGCUGAUGAUAUUGUAAAAGAGGAUGCUGGACCUGAAGCUCAGGCAACAGUUGAGGAAGAGGCACCUGUGGUUGAAGAACAAAGUCAGGUUGUUACGACAGAGGUUGUUGAUGCUGCACUAGCUGCGAGUGAUGCAGAGGCACCAGCAGACGAUGGAGCCAUUGAAGUCGGCCCAGAGGAAGCUGAGACUAAAAAUAGUGAUGAUGCAGCUCUAGCAGAAGAUGAGGUUGCUGCUGGAGUGAAAGUGGCAGUUCCUGAAGAGAGUGAAGACGUACUUGCAACAGAAGUGGAGGAAUCUGACGAGAAUGAGCCAGAUGUAGUAGCAGAUCAAAUCGAGGCUACUGAUGGGGAAGUUCAGGAUACUGUAGAGAAUGAGGCAGAGGCAGUGGUGGAACAAGAGGAGGCUACUGACAGGGAAGUUCAGGAUACAGUAGAGAGUGAAGCAGAGGCAGUGGUGGAACAAGAGGAGGCUACUGACAGGGAAGUUCCGGAUACUCUAGAAGGUCAAAAAGGAAAAGCUUCCCCUGAAGAUGAACCAGAUGUGAUUCCCAGUGAAAAUGCUGAUGAGGCAGAUGAGGAAGAAUCAAAUGAUGCUGCAUUCACUGAAGAGCUAGUUCUUGCAGAAGAGACUCAUGAGGAAGCUGUGGGUGUGCCUGCAGAUGCUGAGCCUGUAGAAACUGGGCAAGAAGAAGUUGUCCCGGAGGGGAAACCAGAGGAGCCAGAAACUAUUGAAACUAUUGAUGAUGCUGGCUCAGAGAAAGAUGAUGCAGAGCAAUCUGCUGAAGAAGCAACAGAGGAAGCUGAAGAACAGGCCGAGGAUCCUGGUGAGGAUACAGUUGAUUCAGUUCCAGACAGACUCCCAGUGCAGGCGGAGGGUGGGGCAGUGACUUUUGGAGCAUCUGAUGAAAACAUGGGGGUUGAAGUUGAAGAUGUUGUAGAUGGAGGAGAAGUGAUCACUGAAGGAGAUGCUGCCUCAAGGAGUAGUAGUCUGUCAUCUACAGGGAAGGAAGUGGAAGCACUGCUAACUAGGCAAGAUUCUGACACUGGUAGCAUUGCCAAGACUGAGACUGAUGUUACCAUCGAGAUGGAUGUUGACAGUGUCACUGAAACCGAGUCCCAGGCAUCGAAGGCUGAGGAUGACGAGGAGGAGGAGGAGGAGGGGAAAAAGGGGACUGUUGAGGAACCUGAUGAUGCUGAAGAGAAGGAAGAUAAUGCUAAGGAUGAUGAUGCAGCUGCUGAUGAUGAUGAUGAUGGUGAUGCUGCUGAUGGUGAUGAUGCUGCCGAUGGUGGUGAUGCUGAUAAUGGUGAUGGUGAGAGAGAUUCAGACAAUGCUGGUGAUGCUGAUGAUACAGGCAAUGCUGAUGAUGGUGCAGAAAAUGGUAACCAAGGCAAUGAAGAUGAAGGUCAAGAUCAAAAUGAAGAUGACAAUCAAAAUCAUGGGGCAGAUGAUGGUGAAAAUGAAGAUGAUGAGAAUGAAGAGGUCCAAGAAUCGGGAGAAGGGGAAGAAGCAUGUCAGGGCUCAAAUUGUGGUACUCCUGAGCCUGCUGAUAUCAACAAUGAAUCUAGUCAGGGUCCAUGUGUGGAUGGUCAUGGGUGUGGGACUCCAGAACCUACCUUAGAGGCAGAGACAGCCAAAGCUACAGGGACAAUAUGUGUAGAUGGGCACGGAUGUGAAACUCCCGAACCUACUGAAGAAGCAGAGACUGCAAAAGCGGUAGGGCCAAUAUGUGUAGAUGGGCACGGAUGUGGAACUCCCGAACCUACUGAAGAAGCAGAGACUGCCAAAGCGGUAGGGCCAAUAUGUGUAGAUGGGCACGGAUGUGGAACUCCCGAACCUACUGAAGAAGCAGAGACUGCCAAAGCGGUAGGGCCAAUAUGUGUAGAUGGGCACGGAUGUGGAACUCCAGAACCUACUGAAGAGGCAGAUGCAGCACCUGCUACAGGACCCGAGAAAGCAAACCACGGUCAUGAUUGUGUAGAUGGCAAUGGUUGUGGGACUCCAGAACCAGUACAGGAAGCUCAGGCUGAGAGUAGUCAAGUAAAUGGUGAGGAGUUGAGCAUCACAUUACCUGAAGAAGAGUCAGUAGUGCAGGUGGAACACGAGGCAUCUGGAGAAAGAGUUGUCCCCAAGAAACCAAAGGGACCUAAAAUCCAGAGACCUUACUCUGGGAAGGGUCAGAGUAGUGCCAAGAAUGGAGAGGAAGCAAAACGUUAUAAGAAGUACCAGAGCUGUCGUCUUGCCUACUCGGGAAAUCCUGAGGAUGAAGAUGAGAGGCAAGGAAGAGAUUCGAGUCCUGAACGAUCCUUGUCAAAGGCUAAUGUACAUAAAAGGGUUAAGAAGGGGAGACCAAAGUCAGCAUUUUCAGGGUCUACAGGAAAGUCUGCCCCCGACUCAUCUGUGUUGAGGAUUGGUAACAAAGUGGUGCCAAGUACUGAUGCAGAGAAAAAGAGGAUUCUGAGACGGCCUCGGUCCGCGGCUGGUCCAGCAUUUUCAUCAUCAAAAGCAUCAAAGGAAAAGGAAGAGCUCAUUCAACUGAGGAUCGGUAAAUUUUCAGGCGAUGAAGAGAUUCGUAAGAGUCGUCCGAUGUCUGUUUCAGGGCGUCCUAUUUCUGCUUCAGUUAGUGCGAGUAUGGACAAGCCUGCCUGGGGAGGUAGGCCACAAUCUGGAACCAGACAGCUAUUGGUUUUAGCGCCAAAAAUGAAAGAGAUUAUUAGUGCACCAAAGAAGAAGUUAAAGUUCAAGAUUAGAGGAGAGAAGAUGGAGUCUGCCUCUGGUGUCAGUCUGAACACCCUUGCAUGCAGCUAUUGUGGGUCAAAAGGCAGACGGAUCAUGGAUUACGCUGGCGAUACUGGAUUCUGUGUUUGUAGUGUCUGCUACAAGAAAAUGAAUGAACAAGCAGACGAUAAUGAGGAUGAAAGGAUUGGAAAUCCAACAGCUGAAACCAAUGCCAAUUUAGACAGAUUUUUCAAAAGUUUGGAUGAAAAUGAUGCACAGGUUAUUGAAGAGGAAAUACAUGCUGUAGCAGACGUGCAGGAUGAAGUGGAACCUGCAGUCGAUGCGGAUGACGAUGCAGAAGUUGCAGAGAUACUUGAGACGUGUGUAGAAACUGAAGAAGCAGAUGAGGAGGUGAACAGAAUCUGUAGCGCCAGGGAGGAUAUGCGGGAACAGCCUGCAGAGGAAAAUACUCAGUUAGAAGCAGAUGUUUUGGAGAGUGGAAGAAGUGCCAAAGUUUGCGUAAUGUGCGGCCUUGAAGACUCUUGCUGUAUCUGUGGUCCAGAUACCAAGUUUGUACCAGACUCCAGCCUAUUAGAAAAGAUCUCGUAUUCCAAAUUAGAGAACGUCCGGGAUGGGAUUAAGCAAUCUCGAAUAGCUGAGGAGUUGAAGCGGCUUGAAGAUUUAUACGGGGUGUACAGCGAUGACUCAGAAACUGACGGAGAAGAUGAGGAGAUAGGGGGCGCUCAAGUUCCAGUAGAGUCGUCGGCAUCUGACCCUGAUGACCGUGAGGAGUUGCAGGCAUACAAGGAACAGUGUGAAAGUGCAAAUCUCGGAAAGAUGAGUGGAACCUUAACAGAGGAGAAGCUUGCCAAAAAGCCACCGAGGAUUCGUCCAGGAUCAGCCCAGCGGCGUUCGUCCAUCCAAAAUGGAAAGGUUGUCUUAUUGGAGCAUACAAUCUCGCAUCAGGAUGAAGACGACACCGCUGAUUCGAUUGAGCCAACUGCCAACCAGCAGACGGAAGAAAAUGCCAAACUAGAAGUUGUUGCCAAUACCAAGACAAUAUUAAAACCAAGAAGUGAACCUGAAGACUCCACACCGGUGGCCCCAUACCCUCCACUCUGCUUCAAGAUCAACGCCAGGCCUCCUCAAGGGUAUCUUUACUAUUUCGCCUACGGAACCGAUAUGAAUGCCGAGAGGUUACAGAUUUAUCUCGGCCGUGACAUGACAGAUAGGUUCUGGGGAUUACUCUACGGAUUCAAACUUGUCUUCAACAAAAGAGGUUCGGAUGUAGAAGCAGGAGGUUUUGCUAACAUCGAGUUCAACCCGUACUCAUCAGUGGAGGGCUGCCUCUUCCUUAUCACACCAGCAGAGCUGGCCAUAUUGGACAAGUAUGUCGGAUACCCAGAGCAUUAUGAACAUGCUAUGUUCCCCACCUGGCUCUUGAACUGUACCGAGCCUGAUCUGUAUGGUGUGGCACAGUACUGUGUCCCAGCAUUGACCUAUAUCGCCCAGGACAAGUGGACACAAAAACCAACUGAUCCUGCACUUUCGACAGAGUACAACAUCAAGGAAUGCCUGAAGAAUGCCGAUCUCCUGACCCCUGCGUAUAAACACAAUCUGAAUACACAACUGGAGGCCGCGCAGGAGCAAAGCAUUCUCCAAUAAAUCUUGAGAGACAAAUGAGAUUAUAUGCAGGGAGGAAACCUUGUGGUUUGUGUACCUCUUGUGCUGCCCGUCUUGCCUUCAGAUAUUGCUGGAAAUUUGUCCGUGAAUUUCGCUCUUUUUAAAGGCAUGAAUAUUGCUACUUAAGCCUCCUAAAGAGUAACAUGUGUCAGUCAGAAUGCAUACACAGGUAAAAUACUUUUAAGGUCGACGAAGAGAAUUUAUAAAUAUGCACGUUGCCCAAUUUGCCAUUAGUUAAAUGAUGCAUUCCAAUUUUGUUAAAGCUUGUUGAGUUAGAGCACCGUCAACCCAUAUAACUCUGUGAUAGUAUCAUCUAUUUAUGUUUAUAGAUAAUAUAUUUGUUAAUUGAAGAUGCAACUUUAAUUAAUCAUGUGAACUAUAAAAUGUCAGCCUGCUGGUUCAGGUCCGUGUUUAUUUCUUUCUACCUGUGGCCCAACAACAUACAAUGAACACAAACCGCCUUUAAGCUAUUAUAAUACUCAAGCACUUGGUGUCUUUAAUUAACUCGUGUACUGUUGUCACUGAUAAUCCGUCCAAAUGUAUAAAAUAUUGAGUACUGAGAACUCUAGGUACCAGUUUUGUAAAAUUCUAAAAAUAUUUCUAACCUUUGCGAAAUAUAAUCACAUGAACUGUCGUAUUUGGAGAUGCUUCCAAUAGAUUAUUCCGAGGAGGUAAUGGAGGAACAGUGUAGGGUCAAACACAGAGGUGGGUCUCAGCUGGGGGAUCAUUUCAUGAUGUCAGACAGGGGCAAACUGACAGCCCAAUUAGUCACCCAGGUCAAAUCACUGGUGACGAAACAUGGUGGUCAGUCUGGCAAUCCUCUAUUAGCUAUGUGUUAUUAUAGUUUGUGUCUACAAUGUUUAUUGUUUCUUCCAAUUUAAUGAGGCUUGUUGACUAACCAAAGUUUAAAAUAGUCUAUUUUCUUAUUAAGCAUAAUUAUAUUAUUUAUGUCUUUAAAUUCUUGGUGUUCAAGUACGAACUUAAGUAUAUCGCUUUCUUUAGUAAACUAAAGUCUAUUGUGCUGUGUAAAUAAGUGUCCUGUGUGAGACCUCUUUGUGUGAAAGUAACAAUUUUAGUCUUGAAAUGGGCAGAGCAAUAUGCGAACUCCAUCAGGAGCAGUUAAGACUUCAAAUGCACAGCAGCAGCAUUGUAAAUCAUCACAGACUUGUACCACCAUCACAGCGUCACCUGAUUGAUUUUACAGUAUAUACAUAUAGUAAAAGUUUCAGCCACAAUGGGUUGAGAUUGUCAAUGCCAUGUCCAAUAUUAUAGUUCUUAUUUGUAAUAUAACUUUGAUUUCUAACACUGUAUAAUAUAUGUGUUUUAUGUUUUAAAUACUGAUGCUUUUCUAGUCACUUUUAGCUGUGUUUCCCAAGUAGUUGAACUGCUUUGCGUGCUGCAAACAUCGUUAUUACUAAAAUCCCAUAACUCCAUCAAAAAAUUGCUGUAAAAUCUAUUCUGCUUUUGCAUAGUUUUGCAUCUUAGUUGUUAAUUCAUGUUACACACAUCCUUCUCAACCCAGUGAACUGCUGUUGUUUGAUACUACUAACUUUUGAUAAUAUUAUUGGAAUGAAUAAACUCCUCUUUGAAUAAA
Messenger RNA from Lineus longissimus, 9431 nucleotides. RefSeq lists its product as uncharacterized. Gene Ontology annotation, molecular function: gamma-glutamylcyclotransferase activity. Bases 140 to 7819 code for a protein of 2559 amino acids. The record is from RefSeq and is a predicted model, not a curated record. The transcript has 13 exons. Lineage: Eukaryota; Metazoa; Nemertea; Pilidiophora; Heteronemertea; Lineidae.